AUGGGAUUAAUAAGUGAGAAUUUUAUUGAUGGUAAUGAUUUUCGCGUGAAUGUGAUUCUUUCAACAGCAAUAUUAGAGAUGUAUGUGAAGUGUGGGGCUGUGGAUGAAGCUUGGGGAGAGUUUGAUAGGAUGGAUAGGAAAGAUAUUGUUAUAUGGAGCACUAUGGUUGCUGGUUAUGCUCAAAAUGGGAGUUCAAUUGAGGUGUUAGAGUUUUUUGAAUGCAUGAGAAGUGAUCAAAUUAAACCUAAUGAUGUGAUGCUUGUUAGUGUUUUAUCUGCUUGUGCACAAGUAGGCUCAGUUGAAAGUGGUAACCAAAUAGGAAGUUACAUAGAGAGUCAAGAUUUAUUGUCAAAUGUCUAUGUGGCUUCUGCAUUAGUGAGUAUUUAUUCAAGAUUAGGAAAUAUAAGUAAAGCUCGUGAAGUUUUUCGGAUGCCUGCAAAAGAUAUUGUUAGUUGA
This is a messenger RNA of Jatropha curcas, 456 nucleotides long. NCBI's taxonomy places the organism in Eukaryota, Viridiplantae, Streptophyta, Magnoliopsida, Malpighiales, Euphorbiaceae. The record is from RefSeq and is a predicted model, not a curated record.